Dentiscutata heterogama is the source of this 344-nucleotide messenger RNA. The record is from the annotation of a GenBank genome assembly. Lineage: Eukaryota; Fungi; Glomeromycota; Glomeromycetes; Diversisporales; Gigasporaceae.
AAGAAACAGAUACAUUUGUUUCAAGAAACAGUAUAAAGAAGGUAGCAAAAAGCUCUACAGAAAACAAAGAAAAUGAAUUUCUCCUCGAAUGUCAACUAACACACAAGGUCUCAAAUAGCAAAAACCAAACUAACAAAGAACUGAGAAAGCCCCUAGUAAACAAACCAAAUGCAAAAAGUGCUAGAAAUUCUAAAAUCUACACAGCCAAAGAACCUUUAUCUAAGAAAGAGAAUAUAGAAAUAGAGAGUCUCCUAAGUCAAAUUUUGAGCAGACUUAAAAAUCUAGAAAUUAAACAGGAACAACGAAUAAACAAUACUGGAGGAGAGACCCCAAACCGCUCCUAA